AUGGGGCUCGCGCCUCUACUCGUUGAUACCUAUUGCACGUACAAGAAGGGUACUGGCAACUUCGUCCAAUGGCUUGCAGAGACGGCUCGCGCCACCGGCACCGUCAACAACGUCUUCAAGGACGGCCAUCACGAAGCAGUACAGCCUACUGGAGGGAGACUCAAGGGCGCUGCUAGAAAAGAGGCCAAGAAAGCUGGAUUGACGCAGAACGCUACCGCCACAUGUCAGAUCCCAGCCAAGUCAUUCCUCACCCUCGCGACCGCUAUCGCCGGCGACACACACGCAUCAGUCCCGCGCUCGGUGUUCACGACAUUGCGCGCCGUCAUCCAAGGCCGUAAAGACUGCGCGGUCUGGUACGCGAUGACCUCCGACCGUGAGGAUAUUGCCGCCAAAGCAAACAAUGCGAGCCACAGCCACUUCAUCAAGCUCUUGGAAGAUGUCUUCGAAAUUCUCAAGGCUAAACAGCCGCGAGCCGAACAUCAAUCGCCCAAGACCACCAAGCUAGACCCUGUGCCCAGCACGAAUAUGUAUAGUCUCUUGCAAGACGAAGCGCUCUCAGAGAUUGGAGAAAUGCCAGAAGUCAUCGAGAGCCAUGUCCGACCGACCAAAGAGAAGGUCACUUACAAGCUCGAAACAUCCGACGCCGACGUCUCUUUCGCCAUCUUUUGCUUCUUUAAAGACGCUACGCAUCUUAGACUGGCUGUUCGGCGCACCUGGCGCGAAUUUGCGAAGGGCGACAUUGGUCUUCAGGCCGCCGCGCUGACCAUGAACGCUGCCUUGACUAUGAUUGAGAAGUUGAGCAACGAGUUCGAGGAAGCCAACCCACGGUUCAAGGACGCUGAGACUCAGUGGAUGCACUUGGAAAUUACCAAGUUCGUUCACGACAGCUACAGCAAAGAUGGAGAAGGUACAACUUUCAUCGAUGCAGGCGAUGAAAAUCAUGAUGCUUUUGCGUACAAAGAAGGAAAGCAGAUGCUGCGUUCGGACACUGUAAUGUGCACGCAUACAACGGACCUGCUGCUCAGCAUCUUCUUCGCAAGAAAGAGCCAGGAAGAAUGCCGACUUACCAACGAUGAGAAGAGAUUCUUGAAGUGUGUUUCGCAACUUCCAUGCGCGGGAAGUGGAGUGAUCGUUCUCGAAAGCUGUAUGGUGCAGAAAGCUGCAAGCACCAUGCUGAUUAAGCAACAGCUAAACAGUUGGAUCAUCUUUUGCUUACAAAUCUUCUGGGAUAUGCAGAGAGAGUUGGGCUCUCGCCUACAUGUUGGUAAGGCACUCUUCGACAAGACUGGACAACAGCUUAUCAAAUGCUACCAAAACUACCUUGACACUCAAGGUCUUGAGGACAUCGGCAUUACUCACAAAAUCUUCCGCGAUGACAUUAUCAAGCGCAAGGACUACAUCCAGACUCUCAUCAAUGAUGCAGGACUUCAGCAGACGUUUACGCGAAACGAACAACGAACAGGUCAGGUUUUUGGUAACAUUCGCGACUUCUCGCUGCUCAAGUGUGAUCCUGCGCUCUGCGGCCUGUUCUUAGCUGGUAUCCGCCAUGAGUACCAUAGGACAGCCAUUGACAUGGCAUCCAACCAGGGAAUCAUCCUCGUUGCAGCUCAUCUCUACAACGCCGUGAAGCAAACAGGAUGUUUACCCAGAGAUCUUCAGUGGGCCGACAUGGACUGGCUCAUCGAGCAGCAAGGUAGCGACUGGAUGUUCGUGGGUAAGAAACCAGAGGGCGGUGUUGACUUUGGAAAGCACGUGAAUCUUGCCAUGGGUUUGUCCGCGCAUAAGUUCACCAAGGAUUACAACUCUCGAAAGCCUGGUAAAGAGGUGGAGACCAAGGUCGGCGGAGCGCGGCGCUUCAAGUAUCACGCCCGAUACUCUGAGCUGGGUUUCAACAGAGAGCCGCGGCGCAAGAAACAAACUGGGGGGAGCAAGGCACAGAACGAUGUGCUAAUCAUGGUCGAGUCACUGGUCAACGAUUAUCAAGAUCCAGCUUACGACAAUCGCAAAGGUCUAUCUUCUCUGGAGAAACUUCGUGUCUUCAAGCUAGCAAUCGAGAAGGAUGAGCCAGCCCUUGCCUUUGACGUCAUGGAGUUGUUUCUGCGAUGCCUCCAAGUUUUACAGGAUAUCCAGAAACACGCCGUAGUCGUUGCGCCACACGAUUACUCAGAGUUAAGGUUCAUCCGGGGUAUACCUAUGAACGCUGUGGUUUGCGAGAUGCUAUAUGACUUGAGCGGCAAGGAGAAACGGGUUCAUCAAAGCAUUUUCCCGGUCGCCGCCGCCAUACUGCGCAAGAAGAUUGAGAAGGAAGGCGACGCGGUUCUUCAAAAGGCUCAAGUAUGGCAAGACGAGACGAGGAUUGAACUGGUCGACGACAAGAACGAAGAUGAGCCCAGUUUCGAAAAUCCAGAUGAAGACACAAUGGCCGUGGAAUGGCGCAACAAAUUCGGUUGCAUCGUAUUCCAAGAUGCGAACGGGGACUGUCGGAUGCCUUACGGUCCUCCGGUGUAA
Molecule: messenger RNA, 2508 nt
Organism: Alternaria conjuncta
Lineage: Eukaryota; Fungi; Ascomycota; Dothideomycetes; Pleosporales; Pleosporaceae
Exons: 1
Coding region: 1-2508 (835 amino acids)
Source: RefSeq, a predicted model, not a curated record